AUGUAUCCCCCAAAAGGGCUCUAUAUGCCCGUAUUUUACAGAUUAUGCAGGCACAUCCACAGAAGAUGUCUAGUAACAACAAAAGAGUCGCUGGAAAUCGCAAAAAUACCUUCGGAAAUCAAGAAUGGCGCCCCGCCAGAAACGGCCGGGGAGACGCUGAGGGUAACUGGCGGUAAACUCUCGCUCUUUACCCCAAAAGUGGACGAGUUGCCAUCAGAUAUGGAGCCUCUGGCCUCCAGAGACGUCCCAGUCAUCGACAAGAGCAGUUUUAAGAACUACUUAAUCGUUCCUCAGCUUGGCAUCAAGUCGCUCUUCUCAAGCCAGGAAGUAAAGCUUUGUGAAAACUCUCCAAUACCUUACAAGGAGUAUGUACCUGGGACUGUACAUGCGCAUCACUAUCCUCUCUUUCUGUUGCCCACAGAGUACUCUGCGAGGAUUUCAAGCGAUAUUUACGCCGCCUCUUACACGGAGGACUCAAGAAACUAUAAAUUCGAAGGGGAUAGAAGGCUACCACUCAGCAUAGGGAACUGUGCGAUUCCACAUCCUCCACAACCGUUGCUUUAUGCAAUUUUGGGGAGGCCAACUUUGCUACUCCUUUUCAGCGGAAAUCCUCCAAACUCUGAUGCAACCACCGCUCUUUUAUGGAAAAAUAGACUGGAACAUGAUAUAAACACCGUAGCGGUCCUGAAUAGUCCGUCUGGAAAACUCUUGAGCUUUGCCCACAAGAGGUACCUCAACACGUUAGCCUCGACUAUCGUUGACAAGUGUCUAUUUAUGAGCAUUGUAAAGAGUCUCUCUGUGCAAUCCACCGUAAACAUGCACCAAUAUCGCAAAGAGCUGCCAAGUCUACUUCUAAUCGACAAAUCCGGAUACAUUCGGUGGCACGCCAUAGGAAAACCUACCAGAGAAUCCAGCUUUAUACUCAAUGAAAGUAUAAAACAAGUACUCAAGGAGUAGUGGUUCUAUCGGCUAAUCGCUUCCUAUUCUAGAAUAAUGCAGUUUUCAUCUGGAUGGAUAUUGCAAAAUACAGUGUGAUAUACAUGAUGGCAUAAAUUCAUCCUUUAUCAACGGGUUAGUCAUUAAAAAUUACUCAUAG
This is a messenger RNA of Theileria equi strain WA, 1096 nucleotides long. RefSeq lists its product as hypothetical. Lineage: Eukaryota; Apicomplexa; Aconoidasida; Piroplasmida; Theileriidae. The record is from RefSeq and is a predicted model, not a curated record. Bases 1 to 957 code for a protein of 318 amino acids. The transcript is spliced from 3 exons.